Molecule: messenger RNA, 1129 nt
Organism: Rhagoletis zephyria (snowberry fruit fly)
Lineage: Eukaryota; Metazoa; Arthropoda; Insecta; Diptera; Tephritidae
Cellular component (GO): axoneme; ciliary base
Source: RefSeq, a predicted model, not a curated record
UGCAUAUUGACUUUAUCUGGGUCUUUUUGAACCGUUCUCGCAUUGCAGAUUUGGGCAGCCAAUGAUAUAAAAAUGUUUAUACGCAUGAUGACCCAACGGAAUGUGGAGCUACAACUGCAGGCGUUGGAUUUGAUUGAGAAAAAUCAAUUAGCUCUGCUGCAGGAGAGCGAACCCGCUGACAAUGCCAGCUCCACGGAAACCGGUAGUUCUCAUUGUGGAGAAUAUGAUGAGGUCGAGGAUUUUAUAGCGAAGUCCUUGGAGAAGGAACUGGAAAGCCCAGAAGCAGCAGUAACCCCUGAACCGGAGAGUGUAGACUCAAGCGUGAACGAAAAAUUUGCGCGUUUGAAUUUAUUCUUCGACAACCAAAGGAUUGAUCCCGAUGAUGUUGUGUCGCGUCAGGAAUACCUUCGCCAGCAACGUGAUAAAAUUGUUGAAAUUAAGAAAAAGACACGCGCCAAGCAGCUGCUCGAAACGGUGGCGCGCAAAAGUGCUACCAGUCAGGCGUCUACUGGACGUCCGUCCUCAGCACAAGUGGCGCAGAAAUUGCUGGAAAACGGCGGUAAAGCCACCGAGCUGCUAGAAAAGGAAAACGUUGGCGAAGCCGCAGGUGACGGUGAGCCGCAGAGUUCGGCGUUGCAAUUGCGUAAGACCUUGGCUAAACGUUUGCGGGCCGAGGUGGUGGAACAUGAGUAGAAAGCUAUAAAGUAAGGUUGUAAUUAGCUAAAAAUUGUACUUUUUCACUUUUUAGUGCAAUAAAUGAGUAAUACCCGUAUUCAGAAUUCUUCCGAAGUAAAGUAUUUACAUAUGCAGGUGUAAUCCUAGAUAUAGUAAACUUUCAUCGAAGUCUCACGUUGAGAUGAAGAUUUCCGAAUUCUUAAUAUCAUUCUGGCAAUGUAAACGGGUCUUUGGUAAAACGUGGGGUCAUCGCAGCUAGAGGAAUCCUGUGGAUUUACACCUCUAUGAAAAUACCCAUAAUCAGCUACGUAUCUAAAUCAAUAGCUUGGCAAAUUCGCUUGCCAAAUUUUAAAGAACGAUACAACACCUGGGUCUGCUCUGGAUGUACUGCUAAACCUACCGUCACUUAUUAUUUAUAUCCGUGGGAAGGCCCUUAAUGCCACCCUUAAGGUAC